Molecule: messenger RNA, 879 nt
Organism: Nicrophorus vespilloides
Lineage: Eukaryota; Metazoa; Arthropoda; Insecta; Coleoptera; Silphidae
Product: transmembrane protein 98-like
Exons: 6
Coding region: 155-868 (237 amino acids)
Cellular component (GO): endoplasmic reticulum
Source: RefSeq, a predicted model, not a curated record
CUUUGUAUCAACUUUUUCUUCGGACAUCUUAUUAAUCUUCCAAACUUAGAUCUGCGAAUAACCAAAUGAAAUUUUGGUUAGAUGGCAGGUCAUAACAAACUCGCAACUUUUAAAGGAAUGGAAAAGUUCCAACGAAAAUUGAUGGCGAAAGAAAAUGUCUGCAACAAAUGAAAUAUUUGAAUUAUUCACAGCAAUAGCAAUGGGCGUGUUAUCUGCACUAUUUUUAAGUGCUUUCGUGAUUUUAGUUUUCGUUUGUAAGCGUACUAAAUUCUUCAAUCUACAUUUAUACUUAAAAGGAAAGAAAUUAGUAAAACGUCCCAUUUCCGAUUUAAUGAUGAUUGAGCCUGACGAUGUCAUUUUUUAUAAGAAUAAUGACAAACAUUUUGAGAAAUCUGAAAUGGAGAUCGACACUGUUUGCUUCAAUGAAAACUUCGAUUAUAUAUUCAGAGACCAGCAAUGGCUGGAUGACGUUUCUGGACUGAUCCCGCAUUGCUUAGCUAUCCUAAAAUGUUGCAGGUCACUGACAGAAAGAUUGACUGCACUUGCCAUGGGUAUUAUUAAUACCAGUGGGUUUGGACUCAAAGAAAUUGUCACUUGCGCAAAGAAAAUUUCGCUUAGAGUCGACGAGAUGGUUCAAAGCAUGUAUCCUCCAUUGAAUCCUCAAUUAUUAGAAGCUAGAGCUACUGCCUUGAUGUUAGCUGUAACUCACUUAGCUCUCAUUGCGCAAUACGAGUGCAGAAGCAAGAAGAUUGCAAUGGAUUGGAUUGAAAGGUCAAUGAAAGAAAUAGAAGGUCACAUUGAGGUUAUAAAAGAAGCAUCAAACAAUAAAUCAAUGACGAAUGGAUACAGUUCAUCAGUAAUAGCAUAAACAUAUCAAAC